AUGGCUGUCGCUCCCACUCUCCUGGGACGAAGCUCUGCAUCUAAGCCCAAUUCGACUCUCCUCUCCUCUUCCACUCGUGGUGCCCUUGCAGACUUGGACCCUGCGGAACGGGCCAUUCUGAUUGCUUGGAUGCGCUGGAGAAGUGUUUCGAGCGAGGAAAACCAACCCCGCGGGGAAACCCCAUGGGUAAUUUCGACGGAGGAAUCCCUCCCUCAGGCCCAGUCAUGGGGCUCUCAGACGGGGAUCUUACCCGGCAUGUGCCUACGAUUCAAUGGUGUAGUCAAACCUGAUGUUGCACUAAUACGCAUCCCUCAACAUUCUCCAUCGGGGGCGUUGAAACAGGAGGAGCUGCAUCCAAGCUUUCCUUCAGUUCCCAGACGGCUCCUUUAG
Aspergillus ochraceoroseus IBT 24754 is the source of this 390-nucleotide messenger RNA. RefSeq lists its product as uncharacterized. The coding region runs from base 1 to 390 and encodes 129 amino acids. The transcript has 2 exons. The record is from RefSeq and is a predicted model, not a curated record. Lineage: Eukaryota; Fungi; Ascomycota; Eurotiomycetes; Eurotiales; Aspergillaceae.